This is a messenger RNA of Triplophysa rosa, 2084 nucleotides long. It is a transcript of the gene hsd17b7, whose product is annotated as hydroxysteroid (17-beta) dehydrogenase 7. Bases 119 to 1135 code for a protein of 338 amino acids. NCBI's taxonomy places the organism in Eukaryota, Metazoa, Chordata, Actinopteri, Cypriniformes, Nemacheilidae. Gene Ontology annotation, molecular function: 3-beta-hydroxysteroid 3-dehydrogenase (NADP+) activity; estradiol 17-beta-dehydrogenase [NAD(P)+] activity; 5-alpha-androstane-3-beta,17-beta-diol dehydrogenase (NADP+) activity. The record is from RefSeq and is a predicted model, not a curated record. Gene Ontology annotation, biological process: cholesterol biosynthetic process. The transcript has 9 exons. Gene Ontology annotation, cellular component: endoplasmic reticulum membrane.
UGCAAACUCCAUCCGUACACAGACGCAUGUGAAAAACAGCGUUAGAAACGGUUGCAGAGGCAGAGUACAUUAUCACCAGUUGUACAUCAUACAAUCUGUAUACGAAUGUAAAGACAGCAUGAAGAAAGUAGUGUUGGUAACCGGUGCAAACAGUGGUAUAGGUCUUGCCCUGUGUGAGCGUCUGCUAAGUCAGGAUGUGCAUCUGCAGCUCUGUCUGGCCUGCAGAAACAUGCAGAGAGCUGAAGCCGCCCGUCAGGCUCUUCUUGCGUCUCAUCCUAGAGCUCACAUUUCUCUGCUACACUUAGACGUGGGUAACAUGCACUCAGUAAUCCGGGCUGCUGAGGACUUCAAGACAAAAUACAACAGAUUGGAUUAUCUGUACCUCAACGCAGGAAUCAUGCCUAACCCCAGAGUAGACUUCAAAGCCUUUUAUAAAGGCCUGUUCUCAAGAAAUGUGGUUCGUAUGUUUGCAACGGGGGAGGGUAUUCUGACCCAGGAAGAUAAAGUCACACCCAAUGGUUUGCAAGAGGUGUUUGCCACUAAUCUUUUUGGUCAUUUUCUUCUGGUGAGGGAGCUGGAACCCUUAUUGUGCCAGACAGACCACAACUCUCUAGUGAUCUGGACAUCGUCCAGUAAUGCUCAACGCACAGCCUUUAGUCUAGAUGACAUUCAGCAUCAGAAAGGCUGUGAACCCUACAGCUCCUCGAAAUAUGCAUCUGACCUGCUAAGUCUAACACUAAACCGUCGCUACAACCGCCAAGGUAUGUACUCAUCAGUGAUAUGCCCUGGAUUGGUUAUGACUAACCUCACUUAUGGCAUUCUACCCUCAUUCUUCUGGACCCUCAUCAUGCCAAUAAUGUGGCUGAUAAGGAUAUUCACCAAUACGUUUACCCUCACGCCUUAUAAUGGAGCAGAAGCAUUGUUUUGGCUGUUCAUGCAGAAACCUGAGUCACUGGACCCGAUGGCUAAAUACCACAGUUUGACCUCUGGGCUUGGAAACAGUUACACUCAUCCACGCAAGAUGGAUAUUAAUGAAAACAUGUCAGAAGCCCUCUAUGUAAAGUUACAAGAACUUGAAGAUACAGUGCGGAGGAAACUAAAAGAGGAGCAUCUCGAUAUCAAAGAAAAAAGCUGAGGCACACUGAUGACUAAUGGAACCCUAAAUCUGACCUUUCUGUUCUUAUACCUAAAAGGUCUUAUUCCAAGUGCUUUAAUAGGGGCAAAAAAACUCUUUUAACAGGCCUUAUAUACAGGGGUUGGACAAAACAAUAUGAACAAGCGAUGUUAUGUGGGUUGAUAUUAAUUGUGUGGGCUACUGUGGAAAAAAUGUUGCGGAAAAACUGUGGAAAAAUUAUCUUCUGUUACUUUAUGUUGUCUAGGUUGCUUGCCAAAGCAAGGCUUUAAAUGUGUUGUUCCAGAACAAGUGUUCAGACAGGUAAUUACAAGAAAUGGGAGACUUGUCAGAUUUCCAAAGGGGACAAAUUAUGCAAGGCCAUUUAGCAGGAACAUUUGAGCAAAAGUCUCCACAAUUAUAAGAGGAGUGAGAAGCAGGUUCCCUGUUCUAGUGUCCCACAUUGAAUGUAAUGUAUAUGGUGUUUACAUUAUUUUGUCCAGCCCCUGUGUGCGUGUGCGUGUGCGUGCGUGCGUGCGUGCGUGCGUGCGUGUGUGUGUGUGUGUGUGUGUGCGUGUGUGUGUGUGUGCGUAUACAGUAUAUACAGUAUACAGUGGAUAUAGAAAUGAAUCGCCCCCCUUCAAAAUAAUCACAUUUUGUUGCUUUGCAGCUUGAAAUGAAGAUUUACACAGUUUUUGUUUUAUCCAGCUGUAUUUACUGAGUGAAACUUAUAGCAUCCAAGAGAAAGCCAUAACACCAGCAUAUUAUUAAAAAAACAGAAUCACUGAGUUGGAAAAAGGAUCACCCCCUACAAAUGACUUGCAAACUCAAUCAGGUGUAGCUCAUCAUCUUACUAAAUGGCACACAAAGCCAUUUAACUUACAACUGUAGUCAUUUUGAUAAGCUCAGCAUGAAAAGAGCUUUUCCUAGAGCAUUUCAGUCCUUUAUAGUGCCUCAAGCAAACAAUCAACUA